UAUCCCUAUGUGUGCUAACACAACUAAGGAAGACAAAGAUGUUUUCGAUCACUUCAUCAUUCCGAAACAGCCAAUGUUUAGUCCAGCCUUCAUCCUUAUCAUCACAGCUAUCAGUUUAAUGACGGUUGUUCUUGUGAUAGGGUUGGUCUUGGCGUUCCGCAGGAUCCGGAGAGGAUACAAUACCACUCCAACAUUCGAUGCAGAUAUCGAUCUGGACAAGCUUCCAAACAACAUUUCAUAUCACAAGACUGGAGCCGCAUUGAACCCAAAACUAGAAUCUCUGGAGUUUCAGCGAAACGACAUUAUUUACAUUCGGGAUAUUGGACAAGGGGCUUUUGGACGGGUGUUCCAGGCUAAGGCUCCAGGGUUAAUCAAGGGAGGUGAGAUAACUACUGUGGCAGUGAAAAUGCUGAAGGAAGAAGCGAGCCAAGACCUCCAAGGCGACUUUGAGCGUGAGGCUUGUCUUCUAGUCGACUUUGACCACCCCAACAUAGUGAAACUUUUAGGAGUAUGUGCACUGGGUAAGCCCAUGUGUCUGUUGUUUGAGUACAUGGGAAGAGGAGCCUUAAAUGAUUUCCUUCGAUCAUGUCGUAACUACAUAGACCGAACGUCUAAAAUUUGUGAUAUACACCUGAGCCACUGGGACCUGGUCAAUAUGGCCAGACAAAUUGCCGCAGGUAUGGGCUACUUGUCGGAACAAAAAUUUGUUCAUCGCGACCUAGCAACCAGAAACUGUCUGGUCAGUGAAGACAUGGUUGUGAAAAUCUCGGACUUUGGUCUUUCCCAAAAGAUAUACUCUGCUAACUAUUAUAAAGGCAGCGAGCAUGACGCCAUCCCAAUCCGAUGGAUGCCCUUGGAGUCCAUCCUGUACAGCAGGUUUACAGUGGAGUCGGAUGUUUGGGCUUUCGGAGUGGUUCUUUGGGAGAUCUUUUCCUUCGCCCUUCAACCCUAUUAUGGUAUGACGCACGAAGAAGUGGUCACCUUUGUCCAAGAAGGCAAAGUGCUUCCAUGUCCGGACAACACCCCACCCUCAGUCUACACUUUAAUGAAGAACUGUUGGAAUAAGAAACCGAGCAACAGACCUUCCUUCAAAACUAUCUACAAGGCACUUUGUUCUGUACACGAAGAAAUGGUUAAAGUUCAACCUAAAGUCUAGCUGUUGUCCUGAGCUAUAAAUCAGUUCUGUAAGUCAAGCAUCUGGCCGAAAUGUUGUCCAAUGAAAACAUUCUACAAAUCCGUCUGACUUAAUGCUCAGUCCAUAAAUCUUCUACUGUGUCCUUUUAUGUCCAUUCACUGUUCUGCAGCUUUUCUUGCCGUAAAUGGAGAUUUUAGCUCAUGUGAAAUCCUACUUAGUGCAAAUCUUUCUUUUUUUAUGUAUAGUGAUUAGGAAACAUAUUAAGUCCAUAUAUACUCUUGUCUAACUCAAAUCUUUUUGUAUAGUGAUUAGGAAACAUAUUAAGUCCAUAUAUAGUCUUGUCUAACUCAAAUCUCUUUGUAUAGUGAUUAGGAAACAUAUUAAGUCCAUAUAUAUUCUUGUCUAACUCAAAUCUUUUUGUAUAGUGAUUAGGAAACAUAUUAAGUCCAUAUAUAUUCUUGUCUAACUCAAAUCUCUUUGUAUAGUGAUUAGGGCUUAACAUAAUAAGUCUUUCUGCAUAGUUCAAACCUCUUCGCAUAAUGUUUAGAGACUAAGAAAGCCCAACUCACAUACCUUCGUAAUCCUAUCACGUACAGCGGUUAGGAAUUAACCCUGAGAGUCUGUCUAAAUCUAACAAACGUUUCGAAACACAAAAUGAACACAUUACGUCUCAUGUUAUUAUAUUUAAUACAAACAUUAGUUUCACAUUUUCAUUUGUAAACGCACCAACUUCUCCUUUACUAAUGCUGUUGCAUGGCAACCACAGAGUCUUAAAACUGUAAUAAGUUGAAAUAUGCCAUAAAACUCCAUAGUAAGCGAUUUAUUACCAACGUUAAGGCUUACAUUUUCAAUAUAAGCCGGUCACAACCUGUUUUAUUCUGGAACUUCUCUCCUCCAGUUUUCACUAUGUCAUACAAAAACUAAUAUUACAAGGGUUUGUUUCUGAUAAUGUAUUGUCUGAAAGCACAGCACUAAAACAAACAAAAAAAGUUAUGCGUUUUAUUAUUUUUUGAAGAGUCCAAAGUUGUAGCUAUUGCUAUACAGUAGAGGAAAAGUGUCAUUAUAACGAUGACUCGGACUAUUUGUUCAGUGUAUAAAUAUUCGUUGUACUGUUUUGUCGACAUUUGUAUAUUUAAGUUAGAGGAAUAAUCCAGAUGCAUCAUAAAUGUUAUGUUUCUACUUGUUUUAAUAAUUCCAAACCGUUUUCAAGAUUUUAUACCUUUGUUUCUUACUGCAUUCCCAGCCUUGCUGUAACAUUGUCUGUUUCACCAUUACAGAUAAUAAUAAGUACCUUUCUGGGACUUGACCAUA
This is a messenger RNA of Limulus polyphemus (Atlantic horseshoe crab), 2446 nucleotides long. Its product is annotated as muscle, skeletal receptor tyrosine protein kinase-like. Gene Ontology annotation, molecular function: transmembrane receptor protein tyrosine kinase activity; ATP binding. The transcript is spliced from 2 exons. Gene Ontology annotation, biological process: cell surface receptor protein tyrosine kinase signaling pathway; protein phosphorylation; multicellular organism development. Bases 8 to 1156 code for a protein of 382 amino acids. Gene Ontology annotation, cellular component: signaling receptor complex. The record is from RefSeq and is a predicted model, not a curated record. NCBI's taxonomy places the organism in Eukaryota, Metazoa, Arthropoda, Merostomata, Xiphosura, Limulidae.